Messenger RNA from Caenorhabditis elegans, 390 nucleotides. NCBI's taxonomy places the organism in Eukaryota, Metazoa, Nematoda, Chromadorea, Rhabditida, Rhabditidae. The record is from the annotation of a RefSeq genome assembly.
AUGUGCUCUACAAAUCUUAACUUCCUUGCUUCAGACGAACUUUAUUCAAAACUUCUACACACUCUUACUAUGAUUGAAGUUGUAACUCAUUCCUUCGGAGCAUACAUAAUAAUUUCAAAAACUCCAAAAAAGGUUGAAUCCGUGAAGGCUGGCAUGUUAAUUCUACAUAUAGUUGGAGCAAUUGUGGAUGUUUAUUUCAGUCUUUUAACUAUGCCAGUAAUACUGGUUCCAGUUUGUGCUGGCUAUCCGCUAGGUAUUCUUAAACUUUUCGGGGUUCCUAGUUCGGCGCAAGUUUACAUGGGCGUUUGUUCACUUGAAGGUUCGUUAUUUCAAAAUUUCACUGGACUGGACGUUUUACAUACAACACUUUUCGAAUUCUUGAUAAAAUGA